AUGGUUGAGGAAACAAAUGUUGGCAUGAUAAAAAAAAAGAAGAGAAGAAAAAAAGAGGGUUGGAGUGUACCAAGAAGUCUUGCUACGGAGGAGGCACAGUCUUACCCUAGCUGCAGACUAUCGAAAGCAAGUUGGCAUGGCCGUUCACAAAUUCCCUCAAGCCUCAAAAGCCUCCAGAUUUUUAAAAAACACUCACCUUGGCAAAAAAAAAAAAGACUCGGCGAAGAAACAGCCUAUAAAACUCUACCACUAAUUUCAAAUGCAACAAUGUCGUCUCACCAACAAAAAAAAACAGUGGGCUCUAUUCAAAACUGA
Pyricularia oryzae 70-15 is the source of this 315-nucleotide messenger RNA. RefSeq lists its product as uncharacterized. Bases 1 to 315 code for a protein of 104 amino acids. The transcript is spliced from 2 exons. Lineage: Eukaryota; Fungi; Ascomycota; Sordariomycetes; Magnaporthales; Pyriculariaceae. The record is from RefSeq and is a predicted model, not a curated record.